CCACGUGACUCGUUCGCCCCGGAACUCGAGCCUCUCCCUGGCCGGACAGUCCUUGCUUCUUCACAGUUGGCUGAAAUCUGCUUAGGCGAGGAGACAUGAGGCUGGGGAAUGCGUAGUCCCGCAGCUGGAAACCGAGCUCUGAUUUCUGAGGACUUUGCCCUUCCCCAGUGGGUGUGGACAUCGAGUAGAAGACAAUGGUCCCAGUGGUCCUGCCCACCAGCAGUCACCAGGAAUCAGUGACCUUCAAGGACGUGGCUGUGGACUUCACCUGGGAGGAGUGGGGACGCCUGCGCCCUGCCCAGAAGCAGCUGUAUAGGGACGUGAUGCUGGAGAACUACAGGAACCUGGUCUGGCUGGGACUAGCAGUUUCUAAACCAGCUGUGAUUGGUCAUUUGGAGCGAGGGGAAGUGGUUUGGGUGUCCGAGGGAGAGGGCCCAAGAAGCACCUGUGCAGAUUGGGACAGUAGGCCUGAAACCAGGGAGUCCCCUCCAACAUGUGGCUUCUCCAUGGAAGAGCCAUUCCAAGGAAGAGUUCAUGUGGGUGGUCUCUGUGUCUCCAAGUUUGGCAAAGCCAGGGAAUGUUAUGCUUUAUUAGAAAAACAGCAGAGCAGUGAAGAGGAACUUUUUGGACAUAAGCAAAUAUUUGAAAUGAAGACUCUCAAUCAAGUUAGAGGCGAUGCAUAUAAAGAACAUAAAGGAGGCUUCUGCCAAGGAGCAAUCCUUUUCCCCCAACGUAAAAUGUUUCUUGCAAGGAAUCUUCUUCAUCCGUGUGUUACAGAGCAAAGGAGAGUCCCAUUGCAUUCAUACCUGAAUAAACAGAAGAGAAUUUCCUUAAAGAAGAUGUUUUCUAGGUAUAAUGAAGGUGAGAAAUUGUUUAGUUAUGACUCAGACCUCAGUGAACAUCACAGUCAACAGAAUGGAGAGAGAGCACAUUUAGGGAGUGAAUGUGAUCAGACUUUGUCAAGUAGCAUAAACAUUUCUCAGAAUCACAGAAUUCCUGUUGUAGAAAAAUAUUUUGAAUGUAACAAAUAUAGAAAAGCUUUUAGUAAGAAGACAGGACUUAUAGAAUAUCAGAGAAUUCAUGCUAGAGAAAAAGCGUAUGUAAGUAAUGAGUAUAAAAAGGCCUACUCACAGAAAGCUGACAUUACUAUGCAUAAUAGAAUUCAUACUGGAGAAGAAGCUUAUGAAAGUAACGAAUGUGAAAAGGCCUUCAGGCUGCAGAGAACAUUUGCUGACAACCAGAAUAUUCAUAAGAUCAAGAAACCAUAUGAAUGCAACGAAUGUGGGAAAGCCUUCAGUCAGAAGGCGGGACUGAAUGGACAUCAGAACAUUCAUACUGGGAAGAACAAUUAUAAAUGUAAUGAAUGUGGGAAAAACUUUAGUCAAAAGUCAGGACUUGUCUACCAUCUGAGAAUUCAUACUGGGGAGAAGCUUUUUGAAUGUAAUGAAUGUGGGAAAGUCUUCCAUAAAAAGAUAGGACUUAGGAGUCAUCAGAAAAUUCAUUCUGGAGAGAAACCAUAUCAAUGUAAUGAAUGUGGGAAGGCCUUUAGUCACAAGGCAGGACUUACUUGUCAUGAGAAAAUUCAUACUGGAGAGAAACCAUAUGAAUGUAAUACUUGUGGAAAGGCUUUUAGCAGGAAAUCUAUUCUCACUGACCAUCAGAAAAGUCACACUGGAGAGAAACCUUAUCAGUGUAAUGAAUGUGGGAAAGCCUUCACCAGGAGCACAAUCCUUACUCAACAUCAAAAAAUUCAUACUGGAGAGAAACCUUACAAAUGUAAGGAAUGUGGGAAAGCCUUCAGUCAGAAAAUAGGACUUACUUGUCAUCAGAAUAUUCAUACUGGAGAGAAACCUUAUGAAUGUAGUAAUUGUGGUAAAGCCUUCAGUCAGAAGACAGGACUUACAAGACAUCAGAAAAUUCAUACUGGAGAGAAACCCUACAAAUGCACUGAAUGUGGGAAGGCCUUCAAUCAGAAGAGAACACUUACUGAACAUCAAAAUAUUCAUACUGGAGAGAAACCUUAUGAAUGUAAUGAAUGUGGGAAGGCUUUCAAUCAAAAGAACACACUUACUGAACAUCAGAAUAUUCAUACUGGAGAGAAACCUUAUCAGUGUAAUGAAUGUGGGAAAGCCUUCAAUCAGAAGAAGAGACUUACUAAACAUCAGAUUAUCCAUACUGGAGAGAAACCUUAUGAAUGCAAGGAAUGUGGGAAAGCCUUCAGUCAGAAGAGGACACUUAUUGAACAUCACAAUAUUCAUACUGGACAGAAACCUUAUGAAUGUAAUGAAUGUGGGAAAGCCUUUGGUCAGAAGACAGGACUAAGUAAACAUCAGAAAUGUCAUUCUGGAGAGAAACCAUAUCAGUGUAAUCAGUGUGGGAAAGCUUUCACCAGGAGGACAAGACUUACUCGACAUCAGAAAAUUCAUACUGGAGAGAAACCUUAUGAAUGUAAUGAAUGUGGGAAAGCUUUUAGAGAGAAGACAAGUCUUAGUCAACAUCAGAAAAUUCAUACUGGAGAAAAACCGUUUCAGUGUAAUCAGUGCGGGAAGGCUUUUGGCAGGAAGACAAUUCUUACAGAACAUCAGAAAACCCACAGGAGAAAGAUUUCAUCAGAAUGUCAGAAGGCCUUAAGUUGGAAAAUGACUCUUGAACAUCAGAAAUUUAACAUAGGAGAGAAACUUUUGGAAUAUGAUAGACUUUUGGCAGAGAAGACAUAUUGUUAAAUCUUAUUCCAUUAAAUUAUUAUUGAAUUAUUAA
Molecule: messenger RNA, 2757 nt
Organism: Phascolarctos cinereus (koala)
Lineage: Eukaryota; Metazoa; Chordata; Mammalia; Diprotodontia; Phascolarctidae
Source: RefSeq, a predicted model, not a curated record